Molecule: messenger RNA, 12908 nt
Organism: Porites lobata
Lineage: Eukaryota; Metazoa; Cnidaria; Anthozoa; Scleractinia; Poritidae
Source: the annotation of a GenBank genome assembly
AUGGCGGAUAAAAUAGUCCGUGUUUGUAUUCGUGUUGGUAUUGGAGGAUUAUUUGUGAUUAAUGCUUCUGGGGAGUUAUUUCCCCAUCAGGCUUGUAAGCAAGUUAACGCUCUAAAAGAUGAAAAUGGUAUUCUCGUAGAAGUUCCUGAGACAUGCCGCGAACAGUUUAAAGAAGUAGCCCUGAAACUAGGUUUGAAGAACAGUGCACAGAAAGUGACCUUAUUUGUGAAUGAAGGUUUUCAUGCUCUGUCUGCCGGUUCGACAUGGUUUCCCGCGGGAGCAGUGAUAGGUUUGCCCAGGUGGUAUUUGUAUCAAACUGAAGAAGAUGUUGAAACUUCCGGUCUGAAAUUCCAAGGAAGAAAUAUCCAGUGGGAUUCAAAACUAGGAGAAACUGUGAAAUUUUGUUAUGUUCCAACGAAAGAUAUGAUCGGUUUCACCAUUGGCCACGAACUAGCUCACAUCCAACGCUUAGAAUUCAAAAUGUUUGAUAUUUUUGCCUCGCCUUUCUGGUUGUUUCUGACAUAUAAAAUGAUCCGUUUUGUCCAUUAUAGAACUUUUAAAAAGCAAGCCAUGUGGAACUUACUUCUUAAUCUAACCGUUUGUGGAGUCAACUACUUUGCUUACAGACUUGUGAAUCGAAAGGUACAACACUUUAGUGAAUUCAAUGCAGACAAAAUUUCUGCUGAGUGUACUCCGCAGAUAGCUAAAGGUGGAGUAGACUUUUUCACAAGAAGACUGAAACUAAAUCUUGUCCAGCGACUUUUGCUUGGAGAAGAAGGUGAAGACUUUUUUACAGAAGAGGGUAAUGAAGUGAAAUCCUACACACAUCCACGGUUGACUGACAGACUGGAUCAAGUAAAAUUCAUCCUUAGUAGUUCUGACUUCCAACUGGACUCGCGUUAGGUAAGAAGAUAGGCGGGUUGAUAGUUACAUAUUACACUCAAUGCUGACGUUUACUUUUGAUAAUGAUUUUGUGCCAUUGGGACAGUAAAUAAAAGGUUAAUUUAAAGGUGGGUGAAAAGGUGAGGGUUUAGAAUUUGAUGAGGGGUGUCCCAUUUAAAAAGACAUUUACUAACUACCCUCCCAGCCAGUGUCCAGAAACAGGUUUGAGAAGGAAACUGCAGAUAACAGUUGAUAUUUCCAUAAGGUGUCAUGUAAUCUGAACUUGCAUGUAGUAAAAGACAAUACAUUGCGAACAUUACAUCUGUUGCUCUACUGUAAAAAAAGGAACACAAAAAUUUCUGCUGAACGAAGUUUAACACAAGUUUUAAAAGUUUGGAAGUCCUAGUAGCACCUUGCCACCAAAAUUUGCACAGAGGCAAGAUACCCUACAUCACCUCAGAUGGAGCUAAGGAAAAGCUAAGCAUGCUUUUUUAUCAGUCAAGCCAGAGUUCUUUCUUAACUGCACCUUCAGAAUUGCCUGUUGUUGCUUUCUAAAGCAAUUUAAUCUCUAUUCCAGUGGCUGAAAUUAGCCAGUAACUGGCUCUUAGUUAUAGCCUCCAGCCCACACAGAUGGUCUCGGGGCUUUACCACAUGUAAAUGAAAAUAAUUAUUAUUUUUAUUAAAAUUGAGUUAAUUUUGAGGUGACACCUUGUUAGUUUGGAAGUUUAAUAUGCACUGUCUACAAAAGGUUUGAUUAGUUAAAGCCAUAUUAUAACUAUUAGCAUAUAGAAAAAAUGGUGGCUGUCAAAUUAUGUCUAAUGUGAUUCACUGAAGAGUGGAAGAAAUCCCAUGUAUGUGGAGAAUUUUUUGCAUUAAUUGCUGUGGGGUCUAUGGGAAACAUUUGAUAUCCUUUUCUAUUAGCUAAUAAUUGGCGUCUAAUCAUGCUCAGCUGGCACGUCAAUCACAAACACAGCUGUGUGUUGAUAAGAAAUUACCUACCUGGUAAAUAAGACAUGCUUAGGGGUUGGUUGCGCAUUCUCUUGAGGAGACAUAAGCAGAGAAAGGCCACAAGGCUGUCAGGGGCACCCAACGUCAAUUUUCGGAAAAUAUCUGUUUGGAAGGCGAUUUGAGAUGUAGAAUUUUCGCAACAUUUUUUGUAAAAUUUCUUGCUUGCCUACCUCUCCUAGGAUUUUCAAACAUCUGAAAAAUGGUAUAAUUGCUCAUUUUUACAGUCAAACCAGGUCAAGCGUUCCCGUCGCUAACAAACUAAUGAAUUCAUUAAUAGAAAAAUGAUUUCGUUUGUUGAUUCAAUAAUCCAUUCAUAAAAUGAAUAAUCCAACGGUCAAAUUGUACCUCGAUUCAAUAAUCAAAUGUUGAUUUGGUUUAUGAACAAAAUCUACCUGUUCUUUAUUCUUGUCUGUUGUGUUCAAUCGUAUUUGUUUCCCUUUUCCUGCCGUUUACGAUUGCGUUUUUCAUUGCCUUUAAUCAAAAUAACAGCUAGAAUAGACAGACCGCAAACGCAAAGAAACUGACAAAGGCCGAGAAUCGAAAUCCACCAAUCACCGCACAUACACUGACCUCAGUUUGACCGUCGUGUUUUCUAAGAGGUCAGGCCUAGGUCUGUUGCACUGAUUAUUGGCAGCAAACUGGCGUACAUGUAACAGUUUGUUUGGGUUUGAACUUCAGAACUCGCCAGUACUCGACUCUCAGAAAAAAAAGAGGAAAAAACAAAAUUCUGAGGUCAACUUGUGGAAAGUGUAAUUUUUCAAAAAACAGUAAUCGAAUCAACAUUCGAUUAUGGAAUCGAGGCUAAAUAUGACUUUUGGAUUGUUUAUUUUAUGAAUGGAUUAUUGAAUCAACAAACGAAAUCAUUUUUCCGUGAAUGAAUUCAUUAGUUCGUUAGCGACGGGAACGCUUGACCUGGUUUGACUGUAACGGAUUUUUACCCCAAGAAGGUCACCUAGAAUUUGCGGGAGCCUUUUUUCUGGCUGAAAAGUUUUGAAAAGGUAAGUUUUGAUCCCUAUAAUUUUCUGAUCACUAGACUUUCAGCUAGGAAAUCCGAACUGAUGAAAAAUUUUUAGGGGAUAAAAAUAUGCCUAUAUCUACCGUUUAAAUACUAAAAUACGUUUAACAAUGCUAUGUUUAAGUGGUUUUAAACUAUACUCUCGUAGGGUCCCCCUGGGCUGUGUGCUUUAACUUUAUCGAAUUUGCCACAGUGACGGGAUGAAACAGGACUUACAUCGCAAUUGCUUUUGAAAGGGUAUACCACACCUCCAUGGUCUAUGCCCACUACUCUUUCCAAACAGCAGUGUGGGCUCUAUACACUUUUACCUUUGGCUUUGACAUGUAAAAAAACAGAUGUAAACUCAAGUUACCUGUGUUAUUGUAUCUAAUUUUCUAUUUCUUUUAUUGCUCUUUCUUAACUGCAAAAUAUUGGUCAGUCAAGGUAUUCAUCUCAAAUAUAACCUGCGUAGCAAGUGUUUCCAAAUCGAGUUAUUGCGUGAAAGUUAGAGUGGAAGCAAAAAAUUUUUUUUUUGCUCUUGUCCAAGCUUUCUAGACGAACCUCGCGAGGAAACGCUUGCUACGCAGGCUAUCUCAAAUAAAAAUUUACAAUAUUCGUGACGUUGUUAAGACUGUCAAGGGAAGUCCCCAAUAGGUGUUAUUAAAAACCAUUUAAACAUGGAAUUUAUAAUCAACCAAUCAAAAUCACUAUUCACCUCCUAAGCGAGGCAGAAGCUAAUUUCUUGGGUUUUUAAAAAAUAGAGACAGGUGCAUAUUUCGCUAAAGACGAUUUUUUUUACACCCUUAUCAACAGGAAAUGAAAUGGAAAAAAUGGAUUGAUAAUAACGAACAGAAAUAUAAUUUAUCAUAAAAUGCCAAUAAUUUAUUCCAUGGUUAGAAUUGCGCUACAUUUAAAGUGAACACAUUCAAAGAGUUUAAGCUUUUACAAUCUAAAAUACAUUUUGCCAAGUCGACCAACCUCAGGAGAAAGCUAUUUUCCUUUUAAGGCUCUUUUAAUAUCACUCUUAAAGAAAGCGUAUGCCAAAGGGUUUAUUGCAGAGUUCAGAACUAUCAUAGGUAUUUUGUACGCAAAGUCGUCACUUUUACACGAAAAGUGUAGUUGAGUUGUAUGGUUUCCUAAAACUUUAAUUUGAAGAAAGCUACAUCGCAAGUAAGUUGCGAAACAAGCUAGAGCGAAGCCUACCACAACGGCUAACAUUACAACUGCUGAUUUGUCAUAUGCGUUGAAUGUCAAACCUCGGUGGUUGAAACGUAACUGUUUUGCUAAGAUGGCUGAUGAUCGAGUUUGCUUGUAUACAACUGUUAACAUGGAAAUAAAACAGAAGCUUAACAUGCAGAUGAAGAAAAACUCGAGGAUCGCAAACUGUACGGCUAAGAGCAUCGAACAUAUCGAAAAUGUUAAAUAUAAAGUCAUGAAAAGAGACCAAAUUGCAAGACCAAGAGGAAUCACCCAAGAAAUAAAUGUUAGUUGAGUUAUUCGUCGCGCAGUCAUGAAGGUGACGUAUUUCAGUGGCUUUACAAUAGCCAUAUAUCGAUCUAGUACCAGGCUGCACAGGUUCAUUAUAGAGGCGUACUGAAAGAGCCACCUUAUAAAAUCCAUCCAGGACGCAUAGGGUCGAGGCCAGUUGCAGCCACCUCUAAUUUCACAGAAGAACAGUGAAGGAACAACGAAAGCCCCAACACAGAAAUCCGCCACCGCAAGCGAAACGAUGAGUGCGUUGGUUUUGGUGCGAAGCCGACGCCGAAUGCCCACAAGAAGUACGGUGAAACCAUUUCCAGCUACCGUCAGAAGGGACAGAAUCCAGCCAAGAAUCCAAAACCAAGUUUCCAUUUUAUAACGGUACAGAACUUUAGCUGGGCGUUCAAGUUUAUGUCUUUGAAAGAAACCGGUUUGGUUAUUUUAUAAACAUCUGGUAACGUUUGCCCCUUAUCUGACGAACAUGAUAUGUCGUACGUCAAUUUAUUAUUGCUACGUUGAUUGCAGGACAGCAAAAGCAUUUAGACCAAUAAGAAAGGUCGUUUUCAACUACGUUCUUGCUUAUAUUUAAUGAAACUUACGCUCAACUCAACGAAAAGCAUUUUUCUGUAGACUUAAGGCUCCCUCCUUUUAUUAAAUGCAAUAAGCCGCUCUGUCGCUCUGUCUUAUUUUGGCUUGAUUCUCUGUAACAACCGAUGUUAAUUAUAGUUAAUUAUCAAAAAACUAAUAAAAAGAGCGAAUUAAACUUUGUUGGAUGUCAACAAAUAAAUAAGCGUUUAAUAAACAAAUUGUGGAAAUUCCCUUCCUUUUUUGGCUUCAGACGUCAUUGGAUGGCAUACAUUUAAUAAAACAAUAAAUAUUCUACAGUGUAUAUUCAGUCUACAGUUUCUGGUGAAAGCUAGUUAUUAAUUAACGCUACUAAGGACAGGAGAAGGGCAAAAAUUGCAUGUUUGUCAUUGUUGCAGCCAUUUUUAAUUUCUUCUCUGCUUGGUAAGCACACGGACCGAAAUGUCAAGAUGAAACCCGCGGGGGGUACUCCUGGAAAUUCUUGGGGGGAGCGUGCCGCCCGGUUAUCCAAAUCCUGACCCUAUAUCAGUACAAAAAUGUCAUUUUCCACACCUGUUUUCAGACCAGACCUCUAAAAUGCAUACCCGUUUUCAGACCUGGCCUGAAGGCAAAAAUUAUGUCAUCAUUACUUAGAUUAGAGCGCAAAUAAAAAAAUUCUUCAAAUGUAUUUCGAAUUCCCAUAUUUCUAAUUCGUUCUUAUUCAUUUGGAAUUGAAACGAUAAAUACGUUCAUAAGCUCCCAUAGUUCUCUCGAAAACCAUUCCCGAUUCGACACCAAAAUGAUCAAAGUGUAUAGUACCCGUUUUCAGACCAAAAAGGUCCAAAAGCCAAUACCCUUUGGGGCGGCACACAUAUACCUAUAGUUCCAGCGAGACUUUGGAACCUUAAACUGAAAACGUCCCUGUGUUUUACAUAUUAUUUACAGAUGAUUUAUGGUUAUUUGUUUUAUUUAUUCAGGAAAUGUCAUUUUGAAAAAAAGCCGCCCUUGAAUGAUCGCCGCAGGGCCGAUAAAGGUUGGCGGUGAAACGAGCGCGUCCGAGCAGAAAGGUGUGAUGCAGUGGACUGGGACUCUGUUUACUGCCGCUUUCACUGAAUUAUGGCGGCUUGAGAAUUGAGUUAUUUUCUUACACUUUUCUUCCUCGUUCCUUUGUUCUGGUACGCUGUCUCCAAGAGGCAAAUGUUGCUAAUUUUUUGCGCGAGGUUUAGUUGGAGUAAACAAACAUCCGUUUCAAAUGGUUUCUCUGGUUACUUCCAUGACUCCACCACUGAAUUAUAUUUUCGUUAUAUUACGCCAAUGUCGAUGUUAUUCCAAAACAAAAACAACUAAAUACUGUCUAAAACACGAAGGAAAAUCUCAUCCAUGUCAUCCAUGGCAAAACUAAAAGACAGCAGAUGGUUUUUCAUAACUAGAUGAUGCAUGUAUUUUAUAAAUGCGUGCAGCUCGUGCAAAGUGUAAUCACAGGUAACCCAGGCUCUGUGAUAGUACCACAGUACGGUUCCAGUAAAAUUACAGUGUUUGUAUGGGGUAAAAAUAUCAUCCUAAAAUUUCUAGGAAAUACUAAAUAAAGAUCAAUGAAACUUACUCUGCAGUUAAUUGUUGUUGUCCUUAUUGCUCCAACGAAGUUUCGUGAUAAUUUGCAGUAAUUUGUUCAAAUUCACUCUAUCUACAAUAAUAAUAUACAAGGUAGGAAACACGAGGUGCCAUUUUCGCCGACAUGCUCUCAUUCAACACAACUUUUUCCACGAAAUUCGAACUCCAACGGAAAAUAAACAUGCCAGGAUCGUAGAAAUAGGAUAGCAGCAGAUAUAGAAACCAAUGAAGCUUUCUCAGAUAGAGAAACGAAUCCCACAGACUUGGAGUUUGUCCAAGUCUGUGGGAUUCGUUUCUCUAUCUGAGAAAGCUUCAUUGGUUUCUAUAUCUGCUGCUAUCCUAUUUCUACGAUCCUGGCAUGUUUAUUUUCCGUUGGAGUUCGAAUUUCGUGGAAAAAGUUGUGUUGAAUGAGAGCAUGUCGGCGAAAAUGGCACCUCGUGUUUCCUACCUUGUAUAUUAUUAUUGUAGAUAGAGUGAAUUUGAACAAAUUACUGCAAAUUAUCACGAAACUUCGUUGGAGCAAUAAGGACAACAACAAUUAACUGCAGAGUAAGUUUCAUUGAUCUUUAUUUAGUAUUUCCUAGAAAUUUUAGGAUGAUAUUUUUACCCCAUACAAACACUGUAAUUUUACUGGAACCGUACUGUGGUACUAUCUCUGCAGACAAUAUUUACACAUCAGUCUUUUUAUCUCAUUGUUUAUGUCCCUUUGUAAAACGCAUAAGGCCGCUGGGUUAAUGGCAUCGUUUAAAACCAACAUCGGUAUAGGAGUCGUCUCUUCAAUGAUUCUAUGUGGAAAAGAUUAACUAAUACUACAUCGCAAAUAUAUUCCACAGCAAAUUAGAAAAAAUCCUGCUACAAUCGGGCGCCAUCUUCGCGAAUGCCGAUUUGUCGUGCUUGUUAAUUUUCAAUCCUCUCAGCUGUUUUGCCACCAUUCCUACUGAUCGGUCUUGUUGGUAUACAACAAUUGCUAUUUAGAAAAUAGCUCAAAUAGGAUAGGUGACAGGCUUACUACUUAUUUGAACGUAUGGCGCCAGUGAAUGUGAUUACAGAAGUACGAGAGUCGUCACAAGGCAAAAAGAGAUCAUAUGAAAAACGCGACGACCUGCAGUUAUGCAAGUUGAAUAUUUCAAAGGCUUCGCAAAGGCGAUGUACCUAUCCAAUACCAAACUACAAACGUUCGUCAGAGGCGUAGCUAAACAGCAGUCUUAUAAAAAAUUGCCCCUAAAUAUCCCCACUGGAACCCAAUUUAACAUCGUAUAAGAACAUGUUGGGAAUAACUCCCCCAACAGAGAGAUCUGCCACUGCAACUGAAUUUAUAAACCAGUUCGUUUUGAUGCGGAGCUGUCGUCUGGCUGUAGUUGAUGAAGGGCUGUUGUACAGAAACUUUGGACCCGUCCGGUGUGCCUCGCGCGUGCUCUCUCUACUUGCUUCUAUUGAUCGUGUAGCUAGAUCUGCAGGGUUAAUAUUGGUACGGCAACGUACUUCCAUUGAUGUGAAGCUGACGAGCUACAAAUGCGUUCCACGCGGUUGCUAACAUAUACAUAGAAUCGACGGGAUUCAUUUGUGAUGUAACCCAGUAUGAAUUUGCUGUCCGAGUAGUAGGCCACCGAAUCCGGUUUCUGUUCGAGUUCUUUGUGGACAAGCCCAGUCAUCUCAACCCCCAGAACGGCUGCCCAAAGUUCUAAGCGAGGUAUUGUUGUGGCAUGGGCUGCUGUCAACUUGGCUUUCCCGAACCCAAAUGUUACUUGAACCUCGCCGGUGUUGUUGGCAAUUCUUAGGUAUAAUACUGGGCUGCUUGCCAUUUCGGAGGCAUCGCAGAAUGUAUGCAUUUCCAUGCGAGCGGAACAUUUUCACGCCUCUCUACCGUAAGAGCUGGGAAACUUAAGAAACGGUCCAGAUAAGAACGAUAGCAACAACGGCAACGAACAUGUUGGAAUGCAAAAAAGGUGCUAACUUUUCUAAUGUCUGUACUUACUUCUGAUUGGCUUAAACAGCAAACGUUAACAAAACUUCAUAAAGCAGUACAUAUAUUCAUCCUUACUUUCCAACCAUCUUCCCAAUUCCAUAUAACAAAAUCUGGACUCAGUUUGCAUUUGCUCAAUGUCGGCUACCAGAGCGACUGGAUCCUGACAAAAACGUAACAGCACCCCAAGAAGGUUGCUAGUCAGGUCAGGACCUGGCAAUAACAGCUUGUUAAGAGACACCCCGUUAGAUUCGGCAGCUGCAUCGAAGACUACAUGUAUUUUGUUCUUCUUUUUAGGGUGAUAUAAGCCGAAGUGAGGCAGGUACCAACAAAGUUUUUCUGGUCUGAGAUUUUCCUGCGGAACGAUUUCAGCAUGAUUGUGAUCGAAAAUCUUCUGCGUGACAGUAAAGUACUGUUCCUUCAUAACUGGGUUUUUAUCUAGGGUUCGACGUGUAGACUUAGGGCGUUUCAUAGCAUUCACUCGGCUACUGGGAAGAUCCUUGACAUCCUGUCGGAAGAGCAGUGGAGCUUCCCAGCUAUAAUUAUUAAUAAUCAUCAUCUUUAUUGAGGAAACUUUUUCAUAAAAGAUAUGGUUUUCAAAAAGGACCUCAAAACUAGAUAUAUAUUAUAAAAACAGAAAAAGCUAUAAAAUUGCAAAGGGAUUAAAAAGAUACAAAAAAUGCAUAAAAAAUUAAAAAUAAGUAUAAGUAAAAAUUAAACGUAAGUAGCUAUAUUAAAAACUUAAAAACAUUACGUUUAAAACUAUUUACAUUCCUUGAGUCUUUGAUCGUCUGACUGAGGGAGUUAAAAUCGGAAACGGCAUGAUAUUGUGUUCUUUGCUUCCCCCAAUUUCUUUUGACACGUGGUAAUCUAAAAUUGCCUUUGUUACGUGUAUUAUGCCUAUGAAGUACGUCUUGUCUAAUCAAGUCCAUAUCGUGAUUAAUUAGGCCAUUGAUGCAUUUGUAUACGUGUACACACCUUCUUUGAAAUCGCCUUUUCUCUAGAGGCAGCCACUUGAGAACGGCUAAUGCCUCAGUGGAGGAUCAGUACAAUGGUCUAUUUAAAAUAACUUUAGCGGCCUUAUUUUGAAAAACUUGCAAACUAGACAUAAGGGUAAUAUUAUGUUUAUCGCCCCAUACUAGAUCAGCAUAUUCAAAAAGGGGCAUAACAAGACUUUUAUAGAAAAGUAGACGCGCCCUGAAAGGCAAUAAAUCAGGCUUUAUACGCUUGAGAAGCCCAAGCCUCUGAUUGAUUUUCCCAGUUAGGUGUUCAAUAUGAUCAGUCCAUGUGAAAUCCGAAGAUAUAUGUAUACCGAGGUAUUUAAAGCUGCGAACAUUACUUAUACUAUGAUCUAAAAUUGAAACAGUCAAAUCUACUUUGCUUUCGCGUUUCAAUUCCGUUUUGUUUCAAUUUUGUUUGCUUCCGUUUUCAUUCGUUUUCGUACCAUCCUCUAUGAUCUAGGUCACAGUCUCCUCAAAGGAAGACUUCAGAAGGCUACACUCAUCCAAAGUUACUGGACAGGUUAAGAAAAGUGGAAGUUAUUGUGGAUCAGAUGAUGAAAGGUGCUUUAUAUUAAUCAAAGGGUGCCUAAGGCUAAGGGCCUGUUUACAUGGAGGUGGGGGACCCCAGGUAGGUGAGGUAACCCGCUUAGGUGGGGUAACCCGCCUGUCCAUACAAUCUCUCAUUUUCAUUUGAUCACGUUUACAUGAUAGGUGGGGUGACCCGCCAAGGCGGGUAGCUCGGUCUACCAGACCGGGUUACCCUCUCAGCCGGGGUCACAAUUUGUCAUGUAAACGUUUCAAGGUGGGGUAACCCGCCUAGCCGGGGUCGGAUUCGUGAUACAUCAAAUUCGCGCAAAAUUCACUUUCGCGGUGUCUUUGCAUUAUGAUUAAAGUUAACAAUAGAAAGCUAUUGCACUGACGGGUUGCAGCAAGAGCAACAAGUGAGUGAAAAAGUGCAUUAAUCGCCAAAACUCGUGGUUUGCCAGCAUUUUUCUUGUUUACGUGCUUAGCGACCAUUCAAUAAUCUUGAGAAAGUGCACCCCGGGAAGGCGGGGUUGUAAGAUUGCAUGUAAAGGCGGGUUAUUUUUUUACCUCACCUAAGCGGGUUACCUCACCUACCUGGGGUCCCCCACCUCCAUGUAAACAGGCCCUAAGUUGUGGAUUAUUAAUUUCUGUAUUUUAGAAAUAAAAGGUGAUAAUGAACCUGCAAUUAGUCUACCGGUAUAUUUUAAGUCUGUCCAAAAAUGAAAAUGGGGCUUUACGAAAAAAAAAAAGUCUCCAACGGUGAGAGUCGAAUCCCGGACCUCUGACGUGUAAGGUCAACGUGUUAUCUAUUGCGCCACGACAACUAAUAUUCAUUACUACUAUUACUUUCGUUAAAUUAAUCAUCUUUAACACUUUUGCCCAUGAAAUUCUGCCGGUCGACGCUGUUUGAAGCCGGUAGGGCUUUAUUUAUGAAGAAUUGAAAGAUAUAUUCGAGGAAAACAAGCAUGGUUUUGACAGUUUAAGCCAUACUUUAACUCAUUUCGUCACAUUUGAAGACCAUAUGGCCGACAAGUCUCUCGCAAAACGGUUGCGGAGUCUCUUGCACCUUGCGAUUCCUGGCGAUUACAUGAGGAGUUCUAACUAAUUAUGAUUCAACAACAGUAAAUAUUGCUGUUUUUAUUGACAAAGAAACAUUUCAUUUCAGAAUGAUAUUUCACUAAAAACCAUGAGAUUGGGAGUCUUGUUGUGAGAAAAGUUAAAAAAUCGUGAGACUCAGGGCAGAAUCGUGAGCUUGGACCAGCUUGGUAGUCGAAGAGCAAUAUAUUUUAUUGCUAAUCUUUCCAUCAUGUUUAUUGUGUGGAUGAGUCAAAAAGCUUCAAAAGUUCAUAAACUUCUGUCUCAAAGUUGGCCAUAGUGCUAAUUUGAAACAUUCAAAGUCCACAUGAAUACCAUGGUCCUGUGACUCCUCUGAGAUGUACAAAAUCAGCACAUAAUUGCGGAACGGGAACGAUCUACGACAGUUGUCAUUUUGAUGUCGGUCGCUUUCGUGCAGGGUCAACUGAUUUACGAAAGGUGUCUACAUCUGAGUGACACAUUUGCAUAUCGCAGUGCCCACAAUAACUUGUUCCUUAUGCUACGCAUAAUCCACAAGUUAAAAACUGUACAGAUAAAUGAAUUCAUUAAAUAUAUAAAUGAGUGUUAAGCUUACCCUUUCUAAUGAGCCAACCUCACCCCCUUCCCCCUUCCAGGCUUCUCCAAAAAAUUUAACCCAUUUACCACUAGAGAAGUGGUUUUCUUGUAACUGAUGUACUUUAAGGAGCUAAAACUUACCAUAAAGCCAUUUACAGGCCUUACACUUUGCAGCCUUCUAAUCCAGAUGCAAAAUUAGCUUGUGAAGUUCUGGCAUAUGCAGAAAGCAUAAUUUUACGAUAGGUUUUUUUUUUUAGUUCAGUUGCCUCUGGUGGUUUGCAUUGAUUAUGACUCUUGCAUGAAGAAAAAAAAGUUUUGAGAGAUCCUUUGUUGGCAAAAUAAAGUAGUGCAUUCAAAAUCAUUUCUUUUUUAUUCUAACUUGUUUGAUUUAAUUGCUUUUCAGAGAAUGAUAAACAGUAUCAAGUUAACUGAAUGGCAGCGUAAAGCUAGCGUAAAUUAUUGUUCACAAGAAAAGUAUGCAUUGUACAAGAGGAUUUUCAUUGUUAAGAUCAAUGUUGGCAAAAGUUCUAAUUUCAUUCCCAUGGUUAAAUAAAAUUUGCCAACUUACUACCAACUUUGACAAAAAAAUCUCUCUGUCUCUUUGGCUACAGCAUAUAACAUUUACUGGCAAUUUAGAACCUGUUAAUGCAUUAUACACUGUAGCUACAUAAGGGCAGUGUUCAUCAGCAGCCAUGUCAGGGAAUCCUUUACUUGCUUGCAGCCACAUUUUCCAGAAUUUUGCUGACCCACUGCUGACAGGUUGGGUGAUCCCUAGCGUCCGUCAAAGAUCUAAUCUAACCCUAGUUAGUAACUUCAGCAAAGCAGCACCAAUAUCUUUGUUCUGGGCCCCCAAGGGACUCAACAAAUUAUUGGAAAUGUGUUUUGCUUUCUCUUCAAACUGAUUGGGAAAUUGACAGUAACAAUUUUUUAACAGGCUAAUCAUGACACAUACUCAAAUCCUGGUACACAUAGGGAGCCCUAGAAUGAGGAUUUUGGCACUGUUUCAGAGACAGACUUAAUCAGAGGUUUAGUCUCAUCCAUGGUGCAGGCUAGGUGAUGCCAGGUUAUAAAAAGUGGAAAAAAGACUAAAAAUCAGAGCACUCAUAGUGCUAACAUGAUCUGAAGGCCCUUAGGGGUCGAUGGUGCUGGGGAUAUACAGUAUUUUUAUUUUGUUUCUGUGUCUACAGUUGAACCUUCAUUAAGCAGCCAUCCUCAAGGUACUGGCAAGUGA